AUGGAUUCAUAUGCCCACAAUCUCCACAUCUUCUUCCUCCCCAUGAUGGCCCCCGGCCACAUGAUCCCGAUGAUCGACAUAGCCUGGAAAUUCGCAACGCACGGCGCGAAAUCGACCAUCAUCACCACACCCGUAAACGCAUCCCAAUUUUCCCAAACCAUCGAACUCGGCCGCGAAAAAGGCCUCCAAAUCGAAAUCUCCCUCGUCGAGUUCCCUUGCCGCGAGUCGGGCCUUCCCGAGGGAUGCGAAAACCUCUCCUCUACAACCACUCCACAAAUGUCCAUAAAUUUCUUAAAAGCCCUCGACUUUCUCCAAGAGCCCGUUGGAGACAUGCUUCGGAAGGCCCGACCGGACUGCAUAGUCGCCGGAGGAUACUUCUGGUGGGCCACCGAUUUGGCCACUGAGCUCGGGAUCCUUCGAGUGGGCUUCUACGGGACGGGCUUCUUCCCCAUGUGUCUCUUUAGGAGCCUGAGGCAAAACAAGCCGCACGAGAAGGUCGACUCGGAUUACGAGGAAUUUGUGGUUCCGGGAGUCCCGGGUGAUAUCAAGAUCACGAGAAAACAGCUCCCGAGCAUCAUAACGGGAGACAACAAGCAUCCCCUUGCCGAUGUGCUGAAUAAGGCUUUCAAUUCCGAUCAGUCGAGCCUUGGGAUGAUUGUGAACACGUUCCACGAACUCGAGCCCGAAUACGCGGCCCACUAUAGGGAUGCCCACGGAGUGAACACGUGGCACGUGGGGCCCGUCUCGCUCUUCGGCGGGCGAGCCGAUUCCGAUGGGAACAACGAGUGCCUGAGGUGGCUCGACUCGAAGGAGCCCAACUCGGUUGUGUACGCGUGUUUUGGCAGCAUGACAUUUUUUCGAACACCUCAGCUGCGUGAGAUAGCGAAGGGGCUCGAAAGCUCCGGGCGGCAAUUCGUGUGGGUUGUGAGGGGGGAAAGCGUAAAUGCGGACUGGCUGUUCGGCGAGUUUCAGGAGAGGGUGCAGGGGAGGGGGCUGGUGGUCGGCGGGUGGGCCCCACAGGCACAGAUCUUGGAGCACGCGGCGGUGGGGGGGUUCGUGACGCACUGCGGGUGGAACUCGCUGAUGGAAGGGGUGGCGGCGGGGGUGCCUAUGGUGACGUGGCCGGUGACGUCGGAGCAGUUCCUUAACGAGAAGCUGGUGGCGGAGGUGCUGGGGUUUGGGGUUCCGGUGGGGGCGGAGGCGUGGAGCGAGAGGCUGGAGGAAGGGGAGUGCGUGGAGGGGGAGAGGAUAGCGGCGGCGGUGGGGGAAGUGAUGGGCGGCGGCAGGGAGGGGGUGAGGCGGCGGGCGAGAGAAGUGGGGGCUGCGGCGAGGAGGGCGGUGGAGGAAGGCGGGUCGUCGGAGAUUGAGUUCCGGCGUCUGGUGGCGGAGAUCAGGGGAUACCGCUGUGCUUGA
Striga hermonthica is the source of this 1413-nucleotide messenger RNA. Lineage: Eukaryota; Viridiplantae; Streptophyta; Magnoliopsida; Lamiales; Orobanchaceae. The record is from the annotation of a GenBank genome assembly.